AUAAGUAGAUUAAUGAGUUUUAAUUAUUAAUUGUGUAUCUAGAACUCCUAAAAAUGUUUUAAGGACAAAAUUUAUUGAUUUUGAUCACACAACAAAUUAUUGCCAAUCAAUAAAAUGGUGCGUCUUUAUAAUGUUAAAGUUCCUGAACAAAAUAUUCAACAUGUCGAACAAAAUAUAACAGUUUAUACAAAUGAUAAAGUAAUAGGAAGUGGAACACUCUAUGUAACUAAAAAAGAAUUGAUAUGGAUAAGUAAUAGUACGCAGAAAGGGUUUUCUUUUGGAUACUAUCAAAUCGUUCUUCCCGAUAUCUCGCAAGACAAAGAACCUCGACAGCUAUAUCUCAGUAUUAUGGUCGACAUUGAAAUCAAUCUUAUUAAUCGUGUUCUAACGGAGAUAAAAUUUGGACCAACGGAUGUCAAUAAUUUGGACACUAUGUCACAAAUAGUGAGAGAAUGUCACAACUUAUUUAACAAUAGGUAUUGAAAAAGUUUGUAUGCAAACAUAAUACAUAAAUUAUUUAUAAUCAUAAAUGGAAAUUAUAAAAAAUGUCGUAUAGAGAUUUAUUUUAUUCUCAAUAUUUAUCACGUCGACGAAGCUGGGGUAAAAUGAGACUUAAUUUUUUUUAUGUCUGAACAAAAUGAGGUUCCAUUUCUUAAACAAAAAGAAAAUUAAUUUUUUUUGGAAAAUAUCUAGUUACGAUUUGUAGAAAAAAAAAGGGGGGGGGGGUAAGUUGAACAGCCCGGUCAGUGGGAGAAAUUUUAGAUUUUUCAUAAAAAAAAUUUUUUUUUCAAAUGCUUAUUUUAAUGAGAUCUGAGAAAAUCUGACUCUGCGGUAAAAUGGGCCAUGAUUUUGAAAAAAAAUUUGUUUUUACUUGAAAUUUUAAAUUGUCUGCAAUUUCGAGCUGAUUAACUUGCCGCGAAUUUUACUGAGGAUUUAAAAAAAAAAAAACAUUUUUUUUAUCUCAAAAAUAAUCUCGUGCUAUUCUAUAUAUUUAAAAAAUUUAAAAUUAUAUUAAUUAUGAUAAUGUAAGAAAAAAUUAACGAUCACAAAAGCUACGUCAUAUUUAUAUUGAUAUUUAUAAAAUCUUGAGUAAAAUGUCAAAAAAAUUUUGAAAUAAUUUACAUUUAUGUAACUCAAAUUAAUUUUUUAAUAAUAAAUUGUUAAAAUACAAAAUUAUAAUAUCUGGCAUGAAAGUAUCAACUAACUGAAUAUAUAUUUAUCGCAUACAAACAUCAGCUAAUUACCGUUAAAAGCUCGUCGUCAUAACGCUUGAAUUAUUUGCGUUUGAAUAUAUAUAUAUGUAUAUAAUUAUUAAUACUAACACAUAUUUAGCAUUAAAUGAGCGUUUAAUUGUUAUACAACGGUAUUCACCUCUUAUAUAAUUAAUUACCAUACAAAUAUUAAUUAUAUUUUGAUAUAUUAUACAUUAAUUAAUAAUCAUAAGAUACAAAAAUAAAAAAUAA
Messenger RNA from Microplitis mediator, 1463 nucleotides. RefSeq lists its product as uncharacterized. The coding region runs from base 115 to 483 and encodes 122 amino acids. Lineage: Eukaryota; Metazoa; Arthropoda; Insecta; Hymenoptera; Braconidae. Gene Ontology annotation, biological process: mRNA cis splicing, via spliceosome. Gene Ontology annotation, cellular component: cytosol; spliceosomal complex. The record is from RefSeq and is a predicted model, not a curated record. The transcript is spliced from 4 exons.